Molecule: messenger RNA, 1167 nt
Organism: Leptomonas pyrrhocoris
Lineage: Eukaryota; Euglenozoa; Kinetoplastea; Trypanosomatida; Trypanosomatidae
Exons: 1
Coding region: 1-1167 (388 amino acids)
Cellular component (GO): mitochondrial matrix
Molecular function (GO): protein binding
Source: RefSeq, a predicted model, not a curated record
AUGCGGCCGCGUGUUCCGUUUACGUGCCGUCUGUCCAACCGCCGCAUCCUGCGUGUGCGCGGGUCGGAUGCGCACGAGUUUCUGCAAGGCAUCUUCACCAACGACCUCCGCGAGUUGCACGCCAGUGGCAGCAUGUACGGCUGCUUUCUCUACUUCACCGGUCGAGUCAUGUGUGAUGCCCAUCUGCAUCAGUGCAGGCGGGUGCACGACGGCCAGGCUUCCAUCCUGGUGGACGUCGAUGCGAGCAGCGUGGAGGAGCUGUGCGAUCACCUGGGUGAGAUGAAGAUGCGCAAGAAGGUGGUGAUCGACAACGUGGGCGAGGACCUGGCCGUGGUGGCGUCGCUAGAGCACUCGGGGGAACUCGAAGGAUCGACAAGCUCUGUUCAAGGUGUCCGCAGUUAUGGUAGCGUCUCUACGGAGAACGCAUCAUCGUCGCAGACGUUGGAAGGACAGCACACGGAGUGUUUUGCGGAUGCCCGCAACGCUGUGCUUUUCCCGCCUCCUUCGAAGCCAAAGGUGCCACUGGAGACGACAAGCGUAUCCGCAGAUGGCGAUGGUCCCACUGCUGCUGCUACUGCUGCGACGCCCUCCUCCUCCUCCCUUUCAACGUCUUCGCAGCCGUGGUUUUUAAAGCGGUGCGUUGUGCCGCUGACGUGGGCGCCGCCGCUCGCCGCCAUGGACCCCUACUUCGAGCUGCUGUACAGCCGCGGCAUCGGCGAAGGCCCGUCCGUCUUCAAGAACAACAAAUCCCUUCCCUUUGAGGGCAACCUUGACUUCCUACAGGGGGUCAGCUUUCACAAGGGCUGCUACGUGGGGCAGGAGUUAACGCACCGCACGCACGUGAUGCUCGUCACGCGCAAGCGCACGGUGCCGUUGGUGUUUGGCGCCGCCGCCGCUGCUGCUGAUGAUGAUGGUCAUCAUUCGCACGCCACGCCGCGGCUGGUGGACGUGGGCGAAUCGCUUUACUCGUCCGAGAAGGAGAAAAUCGGGGAGGUGACGGGGGUGUGCGGUGGGGUCGGUGUGGGUCUGCUGCGUCUUCGCUACGUGGCGAAGGACAGCCACACUGUACCAGGACUCCAGCUGAAGGAUGGGACGCCGGUGCAGAUGACCUUGCCGGACUGGUGGCCGCGAAAGGAGGUGAAGAAGCUCCUCAAGAACAACACUUAA